GAGAGUGACCAAACAAAAGUUUUACAACUUGUUAUACCCUCCCGCACGAGUAUGCCAUUCUUCUUCUUCUUCUACUUCUUCUUCUUCUCUCUCACUCGCUCAUAGAUCCCGGUCAACUUUCCGGCCAAAUUUCCGGUUACUCCUCCGGCUCCGGCUCCGACUUCACUUCUUUUUUUAACUCUUAAUCAUACUCUUGGUGGAAUGCUUCUCUCUGUGUCAGGAUGUUGGGGGAAUUCUCGAUCCAGGUGCUUUUUUAUGCUAUGGUUUUGAACGUGAAGUUUAAUUUUGGGGUUAUUUGAAACCUCGACCAGUGAGCUACCUUUCUCUGAGAACUCAGCAGCGUUAAAUUAAGUGUGUAAUUUGAAAGUUUCUUGGGUUAUCGAGCUGUGGCGUAAGAAUUGAUGUGAUGCUUCGUGUGAACAUGCUGAUUUUUCUGUCUGCAUUGCUCAGUCCUUUGUCCUGUGUCGAUUGAAUUAAUGGGUUCUUCCGCUCUUUGAAUAUUAUUCGACUUCUCCUGCUCUCUCUUCUUAUCUGUUUAUGUUCACAUGGUCAUUGGCUUCUUCCUGCUCGGGAUCUUACCUUCGAAAUUUUGGGCUCUCUCUCUUCUCUCUCCCUCUCUUAGGGUUGAAGCAAACAAGAAACUUGAAGUGAUCAAAUGAAAGAGAUUCAAAGAAGAAAAGUCCGUAGUAAUACGGAGAAACCUUUCCCUGGAUGCUUGGGAAGAAUGGUAAACCUGUUUGACUUGAGUGCAGGCGUUAGUAGGAACAAGCUUCUGACGGAUAAACCACAUCGUGAUGUUUCUUUACUCCCAAGAAGCCACUCAGAUGCAGCUAUUAUAUCGAGCCCCUCCCAUGAUAGUCAGCUCGAGGAUGGACUGGAACAUUCAAUUGGGCAGGCAAAUCGAACACCAAUGAAGAUGCUCAUAGACCAUGAAAUGUCGAAAGAUGCUGAGUCUAAGAUUGCUCCCCCAAAUGUUGUUGCGAAGUUGAUGGGUCUAGAUACUCUACCCGAGCAGGUUGGUUCAGCUGCUAACAAAACACCUUCAAGAGCUUCCCUGUCUACAGCUAAAGAAUCUAGGUUGGCACUGGAAUGCACGGAACUAGUUGAUAACCGUUUGGAGAAGGGAUCUUUGUGCCAAAUUCAUCAAAGCUCUGUAGACGUCUAUGGAAUGUGGCAGCAAUGUUUGAAAACAGAUAAUGACAGAGAAAAAUUGCAUUAUGGAAGUUUUGACAAAAAUUUUGAUGAAAAAAAGAUGGCUCUUGUUCGUCAGAAAUUCACUGAAGCUAAACGUCUAGCAACAGAUGAGAAACUUAGGCAAUCUAAAGAAUUUCAAGAUGCCUUAGAAGUUCUCAGCUCCAACAAAGAAUUGUUUGUCAAAUUUUUGCAAGAACCUAAUUCCCUAUUUUCUCAGCAUAGUUUUCAACUUCGUUCACUCCCUACAUCUCCUGAGAAGAAGUGUAUCACAAUCCUUAGGCCCUCAAAGUUAGUUGGUAGUGAAAACAUUUCUGAGACAGGGAUUAGAUGUGAGAAACAGGUGAAGAAACCAGCUCAGGUCUCCCAUUCAACUGGUUGUGACAAGUCCAGUAAUGCACGUGCUUUGUCAAACCAGAAAUUUGAUGAAUAUGUUCAACCCACACGAAUAGUGGUGUUGAAGCCUAACAUUGGUAAGAAUCAUGGUGUUAAAACUGCCGUACCUCAACAACCUUGCCUGUCACCUAAUAAAACCAACGGAAACUUUUUUGAGGAAGUUGAGGACGCUGUAGUGCCAGAAUCAAGGGAAGCGAUUGAGAUAUCUGAACAGUUGAGUGAAGAUCAAAUGGGGCAUCAAAGGGAUGAAACUUUGAUCUCCUCUCUCUUUUCCAAUGGUUAUACUGGUGAUGAGAGUUCACUUUACAAGUCAGAGAAUGAGUAUGCUGUGGGGGUUCUAAGUGAUCUAGAAUUAAUGUCACCAUCUUCCAGACAUUCUUGGGACUAUGUUAACAAAUUUGAUAGUCCUUAUUCUAUUUCCUCCAUUAGUCGUGUUUCAUAUUCUCCAGAAUCAUCAGUUUGUCGAGAAGCCAAGAAGCGCCUCUCAGAAAGAUGGUCAUUGAUGGCAUCAAAUGCCAACUCUCAAGAACCUAGGCAUGUAAGGAGAAGCUCUAGUACCUUGGGUGAGAUGCUCUUUUUGUCAGAUCCAAAAAAUUCCAUCGAACCUAUCGAUAAGAUAACCAAUGAGGAAGAAGAGCGGAGGGAGUUUGCAUCCUGCGUAAGUACUGAUUUACAGGAAGACAAUAGAAACUCUCCUAGAAGUCUCCAGAGGUCAAAGUCUGCUCCCGUGUCUCCUUUGAUGUCAAGUGCCAGAUUAGGUUUUGAUGCUUCAAAUCUUGCUACGUCAGAUGUUACCCCAGAGAAAGUUAGUCCGACAAAAGCUAAAUCAUCAUUUAAAGGAAAAAUUUCUAGCUUAUUUUUCUCCAGGAGUAAGAAACUGACCAAAGAAAAACGUAAUGCAUCUCAAUGCAAAGAGGGUUUGGAUACUUCUGUUCCGGAAACACUUGGUGCUUCUCUACCUCCUGGCAGGAUUGGUGAUGCAUCUUGUGUCAACAAUAGUCGAUUUGAAGAAUGCUCAUCUUCUGCUCUGUGUGAAUCGUCAGGAACAUCUCCGGAUUUAACUAGCAAAUUGGGCACUGUCUCUCUUGAGGCAGGGUUGCCUUUCUCAAGACAUUUAAUGCCUGGAAAUACCAGUGAGAACCCAGACUAUUCAAGUCCAUGCUCUGUUUUAGAACCUCCAUUUGAUGAAGAUGGCAUCAUGCAUUCUUCGUUUGGCCAUAUGAAAUCAAACUCCAGAGGCAUUCAUGUAUCUACGAAGUCCAGCUUAAUUGACAAAUCACCUCCCAUAGAAUCAAUUUCUCGAACUUUGACAUGGGAAGAUGCCUACUCGGAUAACACAGAACCGUAUUUGUUUAAACCCACGUCAGCAUGUGAAGAUAGAGAAGAAGAGGAACAAAAAUGGCUCGGCCUUGUUCGAAGUCUUUUUUCAGCAGCUGGCCUCGAUGACAGCGUGCACCACAACUCAUUUUUCUCCAGAUGGCAUUCUCUCAAAUAUCCAUUGGAUCCAUCACUGAGAAACAACUUUGCCAACCUGAGUGACAAAGAGCCAGAACAGGAGGCAAAAAGAAGGCAAUCAAGAUCAAACUGGAAGCUCAUCUUCGACAGCGUGAAUGCAGUCUUGGUUGAAAUCACAGGCUUUCGGUCAGAAAUGAGCACAAUAUCGAUAUCAUCCAACUGGGUUCAUGCAGAUGCUCCCUCGCAACCUUUGGUGGACAUUGUGUGGGACAGAUUGAAGGAUUGGUUGUCAGACGAAACACAAUGUGUUGGUUGUGAGAUUGGGGACAGUAACAGCCUGGUGGUGGAGAGAGUAGUUGGGAAAGAGGUUGUAGGGAAGGGAUGGAUUCAUCAAUUGCAAGAAGAAUUGGAUAAUUUAGGGAAGGAAAUAGAAGGGAAAUUGCUUGAAGAACUUGUGGAAGAGACGCUACUUGAUUUGACAGGUUCCUGCCCAUGACCAACCUACCUUUCUUUUUUUUAUUAUUAUUGUUAUUAUAUAUAUAUAUUAUAGUUUUCUUUCAUAUACAGCCUCAAAUAAUUUGUGCCAUUUUUAUUUGUGUGCAUUUUAUUAUCCCUCUCCACCUACCCCUUUUCUGUUGUACAUUUUUGGACUGCACAUUUUGUUUCUAUCUAAUAAGAUUAUAAAAUAUAUAUAUGCCAGCAAUAGAAUCAUUUUCAUCUGAACAAAA
Cucumis sativus (cucumber) is the source of this 3770-nucleotide messenger RNA. RefSeq lists its product as uncharacterized. NCBI's taxonomy places the organism in Eukaryota, Viridiplantae, Streptophyta, Magnoliopsida, Cucurbitales, Cucurbitaceae. The record is from RefSeq and is a predicted model, not a curated record. The transcript is spliced from 7 exons. The coding region runs from base 656 to 3538 and encodes 960 amino acids.